Molecule: messenger RNA, 2495 nt
Organism: Brassica napus (rape)
Lineage: Eukaryota; Viridiplantae; Streptophyta; Magnoliopsida; Brassicales; Brassicaceae
Exons: 1
Coding region: 1273-1491 (72 amino acids)
Source: RefSeq, a predicted model, not a curated record
CACAUCCCUCUUUUAUUUAUUGUUAGAUAUUAUACAUUUUUUUUUGAAUUAAUCAUAGUGUCCGGAGACCGAAGUUAACUAACUAAUCUGUGGGUCUCAACGAUGCCGACAUUUGUAAAUUUGUAAAUCCUUCGAUGACCAACGGAAAUCGAACUAUAGAUUUACCGUAUUGGAGUUAUUUCUCAAGUGCCACUAUCUCAAUGCCAUUGGUUUAUAUAUUAUACAUUUGAUGAACGUGCUAUUUUUUGGCCAUAACUCAAUUUGAAGUCCUUUCAAGUUGUACACGAUGUGCUUACCUUUUAAAACAUUAUUAUAACGGUAUUCAUAAAUUUUGAAUGCAAACGUGAAAAAAAGUUAUAUGCCUAAUGAUGUUAAACAUGAAAUUACUAAAUUUUUAAUAUUAACUACAUUAGUGUGGAUGCGGUUAUUGAUUUGAUAAUUCCACAUGUUUCAUAAGUUCUAUUAAUCAACCAUUUGAAAUUCUAAUUUCUGACAUGUAGGCUUUUUAUUGGUAUUGUGCUAACGUUGCGAUAGAGGAUGCAUACCACACUAUCUAUAUCUCACCAAAGUGACUACAAUCCAAACGUUACAAAGCUAUAAAGAUGGUAGUACAUGAAAUUCAAACAAAUAAAGAUCAAUGUUUUUAAUUGUGUUGGCCUAUUUGAACCAUUGUUUAGCGUCCUGUGUUCCCAAACAAAUCCAUAGACCGUAAAUGAUACAAGAGAAACUUUUGAUUUUAGUCAGUAAAUUACUCUAUCAAAAUCAUUUUUAAUGUUACAAACUUGAAAAGAAUGUAUUUUCAAUCUAAUGCAACAAGAGGAGAAUUUAGCAGCACCUACCAAGCCGAAAUCAAGCCAAUCUAAACGGGUAAAGAUAAUUCGUUUAGACUUUAGAGAGGGUAGCUAGCUAACUAGGGCCCGGUCUUGUUUAUUUUUACCAAAAAGCCCAUGUGGACUUGGACAAACCGUGUCAAAGUGAGUUUUCUAUUCCAAAUAGCCUACUGUUUGGUUCAAAACAUUGAAAACCAAUUCUUUUUAAGUAAAGUCAAAAGUCAAAGUUCAUAUAUGCGUGGUGUGUGUAUGCAUAAACAUAAGAUACUGAGACGAAACUUGCACAAGUCAAACAACGACGUCUCAAGAACCCUAUAAAUAAGUCAUUAUCGCAUUUAUUACACAUACAAACCAAGAAAAUACCCUAACCAAUAUCAAAAAGCUCUUUCUUGUUUUUUUUUUGUUUUUUUUUAUCUUUCAUUCAAAGAGAAAAAAAACAAGUAUGAUGAGGAGACAAUUAGUGCUCGUAGUAAUCUUAGCUGUUAUUUUCGUUGUUGUCUUGGACGUUACACAAGUUGAAGCCACGAGGUCUUUCCCGGUGGACGUCGAUGAGAUCAGUCUGCUAUUGCAGGUGCUGCAAAGAGGUCCGGUUAGAGGCUCUGGUAGGAACGGUUGCACCCAUAUCCCUCGCGGCGGUUCAGGAAGGUGCCGCCACGGCUAAAGCUGUCACGCGAAACUUCUUCAUCAUUCUUUGAUUUUUUUCUUUUUGCAACAUUUGUAUGUUACGUACAUAAUUACAUAUACGUAGUUAUACAGUAGCUUUAGACUUGGUCUCGUAUCAUUUGAAUUGUAAUCAACGGUAAUUUGAUUAAUACAAACAUGUUUUUUCCCGCUAGUCACUAAGUUGGUAAAGAAAAAUAGCAUUUUCCGAAACAAAUGGAAUAAUAAAAAGUUUCUUUCUCUUUUUUUUUUUUUUUUUUUUUUUUUGGUAACUCUGGUAUCUAGGCAGCCACAUUCCCAACUAUCCCCGUAGGGGGUCCAGCGCCCCAACGGAAGGGAUGUUAAAUCCGUUGUGGCCGGGACUCGAACUCGUGAUGGCAUACUCAAAAAAGUUUCUUUCUUGUUUUGAAAAGAAGCUUUAUUGGAUUCAGCUUGAAAAGGUAGACAAUACAGUGAAAUAAUUUAAGUAUUUUGACUCUUAUAAUUUUACCACAAAACAAUCACAUAACACACAAUGACACAAACUUACGCUUUAAUUAUAUACAGCGUCUGAAGGAAAAGCUGUUCUCACGGCAGUGUACUCCCACUUACACCGUUCGUGGCUGGAGGUUUUUCCUUCCGACGUCUCUUCUUGAUGAAGACGUUACAAAAAGUCAGGCCUUGAAGGCAACUAAACCGGUUUGGUUUCUGAUUCAGUUCUCUGUAUCGGAUUGUGAAUAAUAUUGAGCGUUUGACGACACUUGCGCCAAAUAAACAUAACCGGAAUCUUUAGACUGGUUACUUUUUUUUAGUACUUGAAUUGAAGCUGAUCAGAAUUGAUAACCACUAGAGAGACAAAACCUUUUUAUUGAAUUUAUGGUAGGCUUCCGGUUUAUCAAAACAUAAACAAUGAUUUCUAAAAUAAUCAAAUAAUUUAUUUCCUUUAACUAUCUAAUCGUUUCUAAAAUCUUCAAAACAAUGAAACAUGUACCAAAUAUUUGCUAUAGUACAUUUGUAUACAGGAAC